Molecule: messenger RNA, 2994 nt
Organism: Amphibalanus amphitrite
Lineage: Eukaryota; Metazoa; Arthropoda; Thecostraca; Balanomorpha; Balanidae
Product: sodium-coupled monocarboxylate transporter 1-like
Exons: 11
Coding region: 444-2168 (574 amino acids)
Biological process (GO): sodium ion transport; transmembrane transport
Cellular component (GO): membrane
Molecular function (GO): symporter activity
Source: RefSeq, a predicted model, not a curated record
AGUCUGCGCUGCACGGGGCGCGCAGCGGCGGUGCACGAGCAGGGAGAGGCGCGGUGCACGAACUGUGAGAGGCGCAGUGCACCGGCUAAACUUCGUCGUGGUGCAGGAGCUGAGCCGCAGGAGCUGAGGUGCUGGUGCUGGGCUGUGGGAGCUGAGCUCUAGGAGCUGAGCUGUGAGCGCUCCGUAGCAGAAACUCAGCACUCGCGUGGAGCUCAGUUCGGAACCGGCCAAGUGUAUGACGGAUAAUUAACUCUUGGCAGCGGUCAAAAUAAGCCAGAACGAGUGACAAGUGUGCACUGUGCGGAGAAUCGAUCCAGGGUGACAAAGGAAGCUAAGUUUGGCCAAAGAUUAAGUCGGAUUUCAGCCUCCGUUUUGCGGUCAUCCGAUUCGGCCUCCGUCAGUCAACUCCUCGGAUUUCCCCGGCGAAAACCACCAAAUCCAACAUGGCGGCCACGACGGCUGCGGCUGCGUUCGGCACCGUCAAUUUUGUAGUGAUGGCGCUGUUUGUGGCCGCCACGCUGGCUAUCGGUGUGUUCUACGGUCUGCGUGGACAGGACGCCCAGGGACUGCUCAUCUCACGCGACAUGAACGUGGCCCCGGUGUCGCUCUCGAUGAUGGCGACAUUCAUGUCUGCCAUUCUGAUCAUCGGUACGCCGUCGGAGAUUUUUUACUUCGGCAUGCAGUGGUUCGUGGUGGUUCUGACGUUUCCCGUGGCCAGCAUCAUCAUCAGCGUGUUCAUCCUGCCCGUCUUCUACCGAAUGGAGCUCACCAGCGUCUAUGAGUACCUGGGGAAGCGGUACAACACGCGCGUCAUGACGAUGGUCGGAACAGUGGCGUUCAUGAUGCAGAACCUGCUGUACACGGGUAUCGCGCUGUUCGCGCCCACCAUCGUCCUCAGCAAUGUCACCGGCAUGCCCAUCUGGGCGGCCAUUGUGCUGGUGGCACUGCUCGGCACAUCCUACACCGCAUUCGGUGGCUACAAGGCCGUGGUGUGGGCGGACGUGCUGCAGGCGUGCGUCAUGGUCUGUGGCGUCACCGCCAUCAUCGUACAGGGCUGCAUCAACGUCGGCGGCUUCUCAGAGAUGCUGGACGUCAACCGGCAGCACGGGAGGCUGACAAUGUUCACCUGGGACAUCGACCCUCUUCAGCGGUACAACUUCUGGAACACAUUCUUCGGCCAGAUCUUCGUGUGGAUUUCCCUGCUGGGGGUGAACCAGCCGGCUGUUCAGAGGCUGCUCAGCCUGCCCACGCUCAAACAGGCAACACUCACCAGCCUGAUCAGCAGUUUUCUGAUCGUCAUCAUGGUCUCCCUCUCCACCGUCUCCGGACUGGCCAUCUUCGCCACGUACUCGUCCUGCGACCCACUGCGGGCCGGCGUGACGAGCCGCCGGGACGAGCUGGUGCCGCACUUUGUGGCCGACCAGCUGGGCCACGUGCCCGGCCUGGGCGGCCUGUUCAUCGCCUGCGUGCUCAGCGGCGCGCUCAGCACCAUCUCGUCGUCACUCAACUCGCUGGCGGCCGUCACCUGGGAGGAUUUCUUCAGGGACAGCGCCUGGACUGCGCGGCUGUCUGAGGCGGGACGGCGAUGGGUGCUCCGAGGCAUAGCGCUGGUGUACGGCAUCAUCUCGAUGCUGAUGGCGUUCGUGGCCAAGAACAUGGGCGGAGUGAUUCAAGUGGCCACGGGCGUAUACGGCGGCUGCACCGGACCAAUCCUGGCCAUGUUCGUCAUGGGGCUGUUCAUGCCCUUCACUAACCCCAAGGGUGUUACCACGGGUUUGGUGCUGGGCCUGGCCCUCUCCCUCUGGAUCUCAUUCGGUGCAUCGUUCAGUGGGGCGGCGCCACCGGUCAUGCUGCCAUCCAGCGCAGACGGAUGCAGCUUCAACGUCACAAUCACCGCCAACGUCACUGAUGACGCCAUGGAGACGCGCGAAAAAGGAACAUUCGAUACGCUCUACAGCAUUUCCUACAUGCUCUACGCAGUGAUCGGCUUUGUGGCAACAAUGGUGACAGGAAUCCUAGUGUCUCUUUUGACAGGUGGAGGACAGGGCAGUGUCGACGAAGAGUACCUGAGUCCCGCCAUGUCAUGGCAUUCACGAAAGAAGAAAUUCCAUCCGUCAAACACAAACGGAGCUUCAAACGAUGCCUACGAAAUGGGCGAAAAACACUAAUUUUUCAUUUGAUAUAUUUCAUGUAAAUAUCAUGCGACUCUGAGGGGCAAAAACGUACUUUACGUUCCCACAGUAUUUUUGUAGCGUGCAUGCCAGGUCACUCGUUACGUAUUUCGUAAAUCUACCUAAAGUGCUUUAGAUGCACGUUUAUUGUACAUACAUUGCUCGGCAGAGGUAGAUUCGAAAGUGUGUGGUACAGGCCAUAAUAGUGCCUUAAAUGUGCAGAUAAGCAAGCAUUACAUUUGCGUUGUACCGUGAUUUAUGAAGUAGUUAUUCCUCGUACGCCAUAGGGUCCCGACUCCCGGCGCAAAGUCCAAAAACAAAGGUUUGGAGGUCAUAUGCCACAGACUACCCCGCUACCAGACACAUAGUUAACUGUUUUAUAGCGUUUUACAUGCAUUUUUCAAAGAAAAUUUGCUCUAAUAUUGUUUUAUUCAUAUUUCAUUUCAUUGUAUGUGAGAUACGAGUGUCGUGAUGAUCUAAGACCUGCAUACAAGGAUUGUGGAAAUAAUGGUAGUUGACUCGAUAGCUGACUGUUUAACUGACCUGUAGCUUUUUAUGUUACUGUUCUGUAAUAAUGAUGCAUGUCUCUGAACGGUAUUCACCUCUCAAAAAUGGACAGAACAUCACAACACAUUACACACGGGAGCAGUUCACGUCUGAUCUACCUACGAUCCUGCAUCUACAAUUACAUGCCAUAUUUUUUUCUAUUCCAUGCCAAUAUUACCUUGAUCCUACCAUUUGAGCGAAAUGAUAUUUUUGAUGAAUGUUGUACGGGUCAUGUAUGCAUGUAUAAAAAUAAAACAUUUUGUCUUACAAAGCUAAA